Messenger RNA from Trypanosoma conorhini, 3237 nucleotides. Its product is annotated as putative protein kinase. NCBI's taxonomy places the organism in Eukaryota, Euglenozoa, Kinetoplastea, Trypanosomatida, Trypanosomatidae. Bases 1 to 3237 code for a protein of 1078 amino acids. Gene Ontology annotation, molecular function: protein kinase activity; ATP binding. The record is from RefSeq and is a predicted model, not a curated record. The transcript has a single exon. Gene Ontology annotation, biological process: protein phosphorylation; regulation of DNA-templated transcription.
AUGUGCGAGACGCAUGGGGUGCAACCAGGAAGCGGAGUCACACUUGCAGGCCCUGUGGCCUUUUUGACACGCAUUCUCGUUUUUUUUUUGUUUGCUUCUUGCUCUUUUCUUUCUCUGUGUGAGGCUAUUCGUUCUUGCUUUCUUACCUUGCUUUCCCGCAGCUUAGUUUCUGCCUUGUGUGGCUGGCUGGCUGGCUGGCUGGCAAUGCUGCCACACCCCAUCCUCGCCACCGAAGACGACAAGGAUUAUAUUCAGCGUAGCAUCCUCUCUCUGCCGGACCAGGUGGAGAGUUUCUUUACUCUCUUGGAGCUAGUCUGCCUGGAAGGGAAGAGCGAAGAAACCCCGGCCGCGCACACAAAGCUCCACUCCAUACAAGCGACGCUGAAGUUGCUUGGGACAGUGCCUUCGUCGGCGUUCAGACAAACGGGCCCCAAGUUGACAGCCGAGCAUGAGCUUCCCAGGUGUCUGGAGCGGAUGAGACGCCUGUUUCGCGAUGUUGUUGCCGUUGGGCCAGAGACUCUGGCGUGGAAAAAGCACGUGAUGCGAAUGUCGCAGGAAGCCGCACAGCUUGCACAACACACACAGGUUAGUUUUCCCUCCAUCUCUCGCCUUAUACGAAAAGGGGUUACGCGUGAUUCUGUUUUGUUUACACUGCUCAUCAUCCUCUUUCUCACUUCCCUUAUACUGGCUCUCGUCUCAAUGGUCGUUAUUCCUUGCAUUAGGCCUCCGCGUUUUGUGGGGGCGAUGGUGGGGGCCUUUUCGGCUCUCUUUUUGUUGACCUCCAGUGGGUUGAUCCUGUUUUACUUUGUAACGUCGGUAAGGGCCCUGCAGGAGCUGUUUGAUAGAAUGCUUGCGGAGCGCAUGCAGGCGAACUCAUUUCGUCACCCAAAGCGUGGAAACGCGGAUGACACAUCCGCGCCGAACGUGACGCUAGCCCCCUCGCGAGUCAAACGCGGUCGGGACACAAGGAGAGGGUACUACGCCAUUCCCUAUAACGAUUCUGUAGGAUACAUUGAGGGAAAGCACGUGGACGCGCAUGUCGUGAUGAUUGGAUUUGAUAGAAAGUACCUCAUUACUCGAUGGAACCUGGCGGCAGAGGCGAUGACAGGGUUUCUGGAAAGUGGCUGCAUCGGCAAGCCACUUUCCGACCUGCUCAUCACACCAAGCGGCGACGUUGCAUACGACCUGUCCAUGCUGCAGGCGUCCAAGGGGGAUGUGCUAAAAGUCAAACUACGCGCCUUUGCGACGGCGCCAGUGACACUCUGUACUAUUGCAGCCCCCAUUGUGAGUCUUGCUGGGGAAACCAUUGGAAGUAUUCUGAUCUGCGCAAAUGCAAAGGAUAACCUGGGAACGUUUUGUUCCUACCUUCGUGACUACAUAACGUCCGAAGUAAACCUCUCUCUCUCCGAAUUGGUUGAGAAGGAUGCCGUAAAACCACGGGGACAGGUUGCCGUCGGUUUUCUGCAGUCCUUUAUUGCGUGCUCCUUGGACAAACAGGUGCAGGAAAUGGCCCGAGAGAUGCUUACAGAGUGGGAAUGGACGACGGCAGAGCAGUUGCUUGGACAGGCUCUUCGAUCUUCCUCCUUACACCACGAAACGCAGGUGGGUUAUACGUUUCCCGCCACCUUCUGUCUGCAUCCAACGGUGGCUAAAACGAUUUCUACUGCGCUGAACACCAUGGGAGUUUCGUGUGUGGUUAACUUACAGGUGCUGAGUCACACUUUGAACGUCUUAGCUUUAGCUGUGACGAUUACCCCGCGUCACAGGAGGAGUGGAUCGUGUUUCUCCGACGAAGAGUUGCGAAAUAGUAUUACGCCACUCUUACGCGGCGUUUGUGGAAACAUGUGCUGUGCUGGUAAUAAGAUCAGUCUUCGCUUUCCGUGCCAGGUUACAGCCUUCUUGGAGGACGGCGAAGACGCCUUUAAGGCCUUUGAGCCACGCGGGGAGCAGUCUAUUAUUGACCAAGCGCGUGCCAUCGUCAACUGCACGGUUAACGUGCUGGUGCUGAUUAUGGAUCUGGUGGAGCAGCACAAUCUUUCCAUGACGCUGCUUAAGACGAUGUUUGUUUCCCUGACAAGUGUCCGCACGCGAGAUAAUUUGGAGCAACGUCUGAAGGCGGCCCCAAACGACGUCGACGUCAUUGUCUGCGAUCGUGGCUGGCUUAAUUCAGCCCGUGACCUCAUUGUCUCUCCGGAUCAUGCGGCCAUUGUCGUUCCUCUUCUUGACUCCGGUGUAUGCUUUGCCUCGCCGGAGUUCCAGUACGUCAUUCACUCCCCCAUUUCUGGUAAUGAGGUGCGGAAGGUUCUCAUGGACAUCGGCAAAGCUGUAUCCCUGCGAAAGAAUGCAGCCACGGCGCAGGAGGAGCGGGAACGCAUCUUGACGCUUCGACAAGACUCCCCGUGGACGAAGGGAAAGCUGCUCGGUCGCGGCUCCUUUGGCGCGGUGUAUGAGGCGACGAGCGACCUGACGGGUGGCAAAAUGGCGGUGAAAAUGUUUUACUUCUCUGCGGACUGCGAUGCGUCUAUUAACAAGUUGCUCAAUGAAAUUAGAAUUAUGUGCAGUUUGAAUCACCCAAACAUUGUUCAUUACUUUCACUGUGAGCGUAAAGAGAAUAACAUUAAUCUGUUUAUGGAGCUCUGCGACGCCUCGUUGGGCGACAUCAUUAUCGGGCGGACCCCCGUCCCGGCGACCCUCACCGUGCUGCAGAUUCUUCGUCAGGUCCUCACCGCACUCACCUACCUGCACGUGCGCGGUGUGGCGCAUCGCGAUGUGAAGCCGCAAAACAUCUUACUGAAAGGAGACACGAUCAAGAUUACAGACUUUGGUACCGCGCGCGAGGGUCAGGCGAGUAAGGACGUGGAGGGCACUUUGCGCUACAUGGCCCCGGAGGUUUGCAGGGGCGAGCCGCAUUCUAGUCCAUGCGACAUUUGGUCCGUCGGCUGCCUGGCGUGUGAGCUAUUUUCUUGCCCUCCCAGGUUCAUGGACAACUCCCUGGUGCUGGCAGAGAUGGCGUCCGCCGCCCCGUAUUUAGCGAACCUCACAAUCAGCGUGACCCUCAACGACUUUUUGCGAAAAUGCUUUCAUGAUGACCCUGAGCGGCGUCCAUCUGCGGCGGAUCUCCUGCUACACUCAAUUUUCUCACCCGCCUGCAGCGCUGAGGUGGAGAGCCUUCCCACUGUUUUUAGGAAGGGCCCACCGCGAGACAAUAACUUUUCCAUCACGUCUCAAAAAGACUAG